Molecule: messenger RNA, 2148 nt
Organism: Brenthis ino (lesser marbled fritillary)
Lineage: Eukaryota; Metazoa; Arthropoda; Insecta; Lepidoptera; Nymphalidae
Source: the annotation of a GenBank genome assembly
AUGGCUGCCCCCGCAGUUAUAGUUAAACGCGCCUGCAAAUACUAUGGACAGCAAGACAAACAAGACUUCAAGCCUGUCCUGCAUUACUUGGACAUGACAGUCGAGAAAGGCAUUAUAUAUGGUCUCUUAGGCGCAUCUGGAUGUGGUAAAACGACACUUCUCUCCUGCAUAGUUGGAAGACGAAAAUUAGACAGUGGGGAGGUAUGGGUUUUGGGAGGAAAGCCAGGCGAAAAGUAUAGUGGGGUGCCAGGACCGCGAGUGGGUUAUAUGCCUCAGGACAUCGCUCUCGUCGGAGAAUUUACAGUACGUGACGCGAUAUACUACUUUGGAAGAAUCUAUGGAAUGAAGAAGAAGAAAAUGAUUGAGAGAUUCGACUUUCUAUCGAAUCUUCUAGAACUUUCUAAUGGUAAUAGACUGAUUAAGACCCUAUCUGGUGGGCAACAAAGGCGAGUAUCGCUUGCUGCUGCGUUGGUCCAUGAGCCAGAAUUAUUAAUUUUGGAUGAACCUACGGUGGGAUUGGAUCCUGUUUUACGAGAACGAAUUUGGGAGUUCCUCGGUGGGUUGGCUAGGAGUGGUACAACUGUUAUUAUAACUACACACUACAUUGAUGAAACGAAGCAAGCACAUAAGAUCGGUCUUCUCCGUGACGGUCAACUCUUAGCAGAAGACUCUCCAGAGGAAAUCCUACGAAAAUACGACUGUGAUACGCUAGAAGAUGCCUUUUUGAAGAUGGCGAUCAGGCAGCACGAUUCACACAGACGAAGAUCGACAUUAACAUCAUCUCCCGACGUAGUUCCAGAAAAUAACAUAAUAAACGACAGUCGGUAUGAGUCCAGAGAAGAUUUCAGUGUCGUCACCAGUAGUACAGAUGUUUUAACCACUAAAGAAAAACCAGAACGCAUUCGAAGUUUGACCAGAGCACGGUAUAAGGCAGUAUUUAUAAAGAGUAUACAACAAUUUGGCAGGCACCCUGGAGGACUGUUUUUCUCCUUACUGUUCCCUGUCAUACAAGUGGUGGCGUUUUUUCUAGCGGUGGGACACGAUCCAAGAGACUUGCAUCUUGCCAUUGUUAAUGAUGAAGCGACUUAUUUCAACGUGGAUUACGAAGCGUGUAGAAACGGUAGCGCGACGACUGUGUUCCGGAGAGAGGACGAAACCUGUGAACAACACAUGAUGAGUUGCUGGUUCUUAUUGGAAAUGGAGAAACGAAAGCUAUACGCAACACCAUACGACUCAGUAGAAGAAGCAAAAGAAGCAGUGAGCAAAAAAUAUUUGUACGGUGCUCUUCAUUUCCGUAGCAAUUUUAGUGAAGCACUCACCAUGCGCGUGUCCGGCGCCAACUUGGACGACGACACGGUGGACGAGAGCACCAUCAGCGUGUGGGUGGAUACGACGGAUUAUCAAAUAUCGUUUUUCAUCAAAGGGCAAAUGCACAAAACGUACGAGGCGUUCGCGAAACGCUCAAUGAAAGCGUGCGGGAACAAUGAAGAUCUAGUACAAAUACCAGUGAGAUUUGAAGAGCCAAUAUAUGGAGUUAUGGAAGCUGAAGUCGUAGCGUAUAUGGCCCCGGGUGUUAUGGUCACGAUAAUCUAUUUCCUGGCGGCGAUAGUGACGUCGACGCUGAUGAUAGCGGACCGGCUGGAGGGCGUGUGGGAGCGCAGCGCGGUGGCGGGCGUGCGCGCCGCCGAGAUGCUGCAGGUGCACGUCGUGCUGCAGUCGCUCGUCAUACUCGUGCAGACUGUGGAAAUGAUGACAGUAUCCUAUUUAGGAUACAGUCUGCCCUACAAGGGCUCUCUAUGGACAAUGGGUUCCCUCCUGUUCCUGCAAGGGUUGGGAGGGAUGUGUUAUGGGUUCCUGCUUUCAGUGCUAUGUUCCAGUUACACUUUAUCCUUCUUCAUAGCUACGGGCAGCUUUUAUCCCAUGAUUUUGUUAUGUGGGAUUAUUUGGCCAUUAGAAGGCAUGCCAUCAGCCUUGAGGCUGUUCUCAUUCGUGCUGCCUUUCACCCUGCCCGCUAUAUCUCUCCGGGGGCUGAUGGAGAAGGGCUCCACAAUCCUCGACCCUGAGGUGUAUAAUGGAUUCAUCGUCACAUUAGCCUGGAUAAUUGGUGCCCUAGCCCUUUGCUUCUUACGACUAAAGUACAAAAAGACG